CUGGCAUGCCAAGUCUUCUUCAACUUCUCGAUUUUCCGACUCUCGAUCUGCCACCGCAACUUCUCCGCAAUACAUUUGCCAUGCGACAAUGAACCAGAUUAUCCCCACUCACAAUCAUCACUGCAAUGUCGUCUGAUCCCAAUCCAGAUCCAGACAAAACCUCGAAUUCAGACGCCGCCGCAGACGAUGUGCAACUGUCCGCUGACCACAGGGACUCUCCGUCUACGCCUUCCGUCGUGAAGCAUCUCCGGAAGAUUCCUCCCAUUAGUCGGCCCGUGCCUGAAGACGACGAUGAUGGAGAUGCUGAGGACGAUGGAGACGAGGAGGAAGGCUGUGGAAGUGAUGAUUCGUUGAUGAAUGAGGUAUCGAAUCUCGGCCUCAAUCGCAUUAGGACUCGCUCUGCUCCCUCGCCGUUCAUCAUUUCUAAAUCAAUUCGCAUGCCUUUUGAUCAUGGCGAUAGAAAUGGGAGAAGAAGGGUAGCUCAUUCGCUUUCUAGGUUUUCUACCAAUGCCGAUCAAUCUGCUGACCAUUUCCCGGAAGGAGGCAAAAAGGUCCACUGGACUCAGACUAAAUCUUUGAAAGUGUGGUCACCUCGGCACUCAAGUUUAGAGGGUCACCAUGCAGCUUUUGCCAAGGAAAUGCAAUCUCCACGGUUUCAAGCUAUACUACGUGUCACAAGUGGUCGCAGAAAGAGGGUGCCAGAUAUCAAGAGCUUCUCUCAUGAACUUGAUUCCAAAGGAGUCCGACCUCUCCCAUUUUGGAAAUCUCGUGCUUUUGGGCGAAUGGAGGAGAUUAUGGUGAUGAUUCGGUCAAAAUUUGAUAAAUUAAAGGAAGAGGUUAACUCUGAUUUGGGCGUCUUUGCUGGCGAUCUAGUCGGAAUGCUUGAAAAGGAAUCAGAACCCAAUGCUCAUUGGAAGGAGAGUCUGGAAGAUUUGUUGGUAGUAGCCAGACAAUGUGCAAAGAUGUCACCUAGUGACUUCUGGUUGAGUUGCGAAGGCAUUGUUCAGAAUCUAGAUGACCGAAGGCAAGAGCUGCCAAUGGGUACUAUAAAGCAAGCUCACACCCGCCUCUUAUUCAUACUCGCUCGUUGUACUCGGCUUGUACAGUUUCAAAAAGAGAGUGGUUGUGAAGAACACAUUCUAUCUUUCCACAAACUUAGCGACGUCGGAGUGUAUCCAGAACAAAUGCUUGGGCCUUCUAAGGAAUUCAACGGGAGAAGAAACAAAAAAUCACAGGGAAUGGACCAUAGCAGUCUAACUGCCAAGGAAGAUCAAACAGACGAGAACUUUUGUGGAGAGACAACAGAGGUUAGCACUGCUAAGAGUACCACUUCAUCUACAGGAAGCGUUAGGAUGUCCUCUUGGAAGAAGCUUCCUUCUGCAGCUGAAAGAAACCAGAAAGUUAAAAACUCUGAUGAUGUCCCACACAUGGAUAAAUCUGACUCUCUGCUACAUAAUAUAUCUUACGAGGACUCAUUUAUCUGCCGCAUAUGUGAAGUUGAAAUACCAAUUAUUUAUGUAGAACAACAUUCAAGAAUAUGUACUCUAGCUGAUAGGUGCGACUUAAAAGGUUUGACUGUGAAUGAACGACUUGAAAGAGUUUCAGAAAUUCUUGAAAAGGUACUUGAAUCAUGGUCACCAAAAAGCAUUGACAAUGGGAUGGUGAAUCCUGAGGUAGCAAGAGUCUCUUCUUUAAGCGUUGCUGAAGAGUUAGGCAUCUUUUCUACAAAACAGAAUGGGUUACCUUGUCGAUGCUCUCGAGAAAUACUAGACUGUGCUCUUGAGUCCGAUACAACUUCUGAGUUUGAUAGUCUUAACAAUUUUUCUGACAUGUCAAAGAAGGCCUCAUCAGCUAGGAGCAUGACACCAAGGUCACCAUUGAUGACUCCUCGGAGAAGCCAGAUUGAUUUGCUGUUGAGUGGGCGCAGAACCAUAUCUGAACAUGAAAGUUAUCAGCAGAUAAGUAAGCUACUGGAUGUUUCUCGAUCAGUUGCCAAUGUGAACAGCAACGAUUAUAGUACAUUAGAAUAUUUGCUUGACCGUCUAGAAGACCUCAAGUAUGCCAUUCAAGAUAGGAAGGUUGAUGCUCUUGUUGUUGAGACAUUUGGGAGACGUAUAGAAAAACUAUUGCAAGAAAAAUAUGUCCUACUCUGUGGACAGAUUGAUGAUGAGAAAGUGGUUGCUCCAAAUAGCACUGCUGAUGAGGAAAGUUCAGCAGACGAGGAUACUAUACGGAGUUUACGUGCAAGGGUGCUUUUGGGCGAGUUUUCUUGGCAAUGAAAAGAGCAACUGGUGAUUUGUUUGCAAUAAAGGUGUUGAAAAAAGCUGAUAUGAUACG
Cuscuta campestris is the source of this 2337-nucleotide messenger RNA. Lineage: Eukaryota; Viridiplantae; Streptophyta; Magnoliopsida; Solanales; Convolvulaceae. The record is from the annotation of a GenBank genome assembly.